GUGGUGUCCCCCUCCCCAUAAUGGUUUCCUUCCACUUGUGCAGUGGUCUUGGAGUCCUCCUGGCCUGUUCCUGGCUCCUCCUCGGGUCAUGCAGCAACUCCAGCAAGCCCGAUUACCGGUGUGGGGAGGAGGGGGUGCAGCUCCGAGUGCCAGCUGGGUAUUUGGGGAGCAAGGUUAAAUUCCAGGUUCGAGAUGAGUUCCAAAUGGGAUAUGAUCUGGAUGGGUGUCUGUCCAAAUGUCUCCUCUCAGCUAUAGAACCAAGUGGAGAAAGUGUCUUUUACACCCCAUACAGUGUCUGUAUUGCAGUUGUGAAGGAUGGUUUGUGGCUUCUCCGUGUGAGGUUGAUUGGAGAUGUGAAGACAGAAGACAUUGAUCUAAUUUGUCCCAAACCAAAAUCAAAGCACGAUAGGGUAAUUCCCCGUACUCACAAGCCCCGCAGUACCAGGUGGACCACGCUUAGCACACCUGUUGCCAAAACUCUGACCAAAAGUCUUGAGACAACAGUACACCAUACAACGACCAAUGUGAUUCAGGAUGAUGACCGUAACAAAGUAACAAUACUGCCAACAGUAGGUCACCGAACUAAGGAAAUGGAUAUCGACAUAUCUACAACAGGCCCACCACCAACUGCAGAGCAUUUAGUGUCAGUAACUUGCUUCCCUGACGGGAGUUUCCGGUUGACCAUCUCUCGCUAUGUAACCAGUCCACCCUUGGAGUUGGCUUCAGUUGAACUGGAUCCUGGCACAUGUCCCUCCCCUAUUUUGAUGGGAGACUUCUUGGAAUUUAAUGGUCUCCUGACGACAUGUGGUAGGCACCGGUUUUCCGAAGGUCAGCUGGUGUAUGAGCUGUCUCUAACCGUAAAGCCGAAUAUUCUGGUCUCUGCUUUAGGAUCUAUAACCAGAGACGGUGAGGUCAGGAUAUCUGCUCAGUGCUCAAGCAAUAGCACCAUCUCUGUAUGGGUGACUUCUCAUGUGGCUUCUCCACCUCCGCUUCCAUCCGUGUCAAACAGCGGAGAACUUGGUGUGGAGCUGCGCAUUUCUAAAGGUUCCUCUUAUUCCUCCUUUUACACAACAGUGGACUACCCCCUCCAGAUUCUACUUCGAGAACUUGUGUUCUUUGAGGCUAGACUUCUACAGCCCUCUGAUCCUAGGCUGCAUCUUCGUCUACAUCACUGUUGGGGAGCACCAAGCUUUGAUCCUGUGUCCACCACAAAAUGGAACCUAAUUUAUGAUGGAUGUCCAUACUCAAAAGAUGAUCCGAUGACCAAACUUCUGCCGGUACCCGUUCCCUCAAGUUAUCAAAGAUUUGUGGUCUCUGCCUUCACUUUUAUUGGCUUUCCAAACAACACACAGGUGUAUAUUUUCUGCAGUGUAUCCGUCUGUCUGCCUUCCUUGUCUGAAAGCUGUACAUCAGAGUGUGGUAACCUCACACACAGAGUUCGACGUUCUCAAGCUAAUUCGUUGCACUUGCUGAGCUCCACCGGGCCGCUCAUUUUCCAGCAGGACGACGGAGAGUCGGGAAUCUACUGGCUCCAGCACCUGAUGCCAGCUGUUUCAUGGACCAUAAUCGCAGCAGCAUUUCUGAUCGUAUUGCUACUACUUACUAAUACUCUGAAGUGCCGUUAUUUUGCUGUUAAUUUCAAAAGUAAUUUACAACUUAGAUGAAACUGUCCUAAUCUGUAAUGUCCCUGCACUUGUGGAUAUUAAAGAGUUUACAGAAACCUAUUUAUACAGCCCUUAGUGCUUGUGCAUAAGACUAGGGGACUAUAGCCUUUUCAGAUGUAGACUUUACACAAUAGGAGGCUGGGUUCAAGGAACUUACUGUUUAUUUUAUACACCACCUCCAUCUGCUCUAGAUGAAUCUGUGAUUCUAUGAAUAUAGAAGUCUCAUUUCAUGUGAGUGAACCACAGCAGUGGAAUGGGCAGUGUCUCCUUAAAAUGACUCUUGGGCCAUUGUUUUACGUAAAACAUGGAGAGUUACCAAAGCGUGGAGAGACAACGUACUAACAAAUCAGCUUGUAAUUUUACAGGCUGUGUUUGAAAAAUGUCAGGAGCUGAUUGGCUGCUACUUUGGGGUCUAUUUACUAAGCCUUGGGUGGAGGUUAAGUACCAGCCAGUCAGCUCCUAACUGCCAUGUCACAGGCUGGGUUUGAAAAAUGUCAAUCAGCUCCUAACUGUCAUUUUUCAAACCCAGCUUGACAUGGCAGUUAGGAGCUGAUUGGCUGGUACUCUAUCUCCGUCCACUUUAUCUCCUUUCAAGGCUUAGUAAAUAGACCACUUAAUCUCUCUCCAAGCAGUGAUAAAUCUCCCCAAUAAUUUGUUACUCCUCCGUGAUGACCAGUAAAAUAACAUUACCUUCAAUGCUUAUGAAUCGCUCUUUAGGAUUAUACGUAACCAUAAAUACAAGCUACCCUGAAGGGUGUGUUCUUGCUGUUUAAAAUUUUGUAUGAAUAAAAUUCUUCACAGAUA
This is a messenger RNA of Pseudophryne corroboree (corroboree frog), 2468 nucleotides long. Its product is annotated as zona pellucida sperm-binding protein 1-like. Bases 21 to 1664 code for a protein of 547 amino acids. NCBI's taxonomy places the organism in Eukaryota, Metazoa, Chordata, Amphibia, Anura, Myobatrachidae. Gene Ontology annotation, biological process: prevention of polyspermy; binding of sperm to zona pellucida. The transcript is spliced from 11 exons. Gene Ontology annotation, cellular component: egg coat. Gene Ontology annotation, molecular function: structural constituent of egg coat; acrosin binding. The record is from RefSeq and is a predicted model, not a curated record.